UCAAGAAAUAGCUUCCUCGCAUCAACCACCCAGAGUCAUGCCGCACACGACGCACCUCCACGUGAAGUCCCUUGGUCUUCCUGAGAAUUCCAAGGUCAUUCUAUCCACGCACCCCGUUCUGGCGCAUAAGUUGACAAAGCUGCGCGAUGCCAAGACGGAUGCCAACCUCUUCCGACACUUGCUUCGUGAAAUCACGUUCUACCUUGGGUAUGAAGCAACCAGCGACCUCUCGACGGUACCCAAGCAAAUCAAGACUCCGUUGGGACCACACCAAGGGUCGGAACUUGCAACGACGGUUGCAUUGGUUCCCAUCCUUCGCGCUGGGUUGGGCAUGGUUGAACCCAUGCUUGAUUUGCUCCCAAAUGCCCGCGUGCAUCACAUCGGCAUGUACCGCAACAGCAAUUCGUUGCUUCCAGUGCAAUACUACAACAAGUUGCCCAAAGAGUGCCACAUUGACUGCGCCAUUGUGUUGGAGCCUUUGAUCAACACUGCGGGGACGAUCAUCGCGACGGUCGCCAUCCUCAAAGUCUGGGGGGUGUCCCAGAUCAAGAUUAUCAGCACCAUUGCGUCCAAGGAUGGACUCAAGGACCUGUUCGCCAAGCACCCGGACGUGGAAGUGAUUGUGGCCGCCAUUGACGACACGUUGUCGGAAUCCGGCGUGAUUGUCCCAGGUCUUGGCGACGCUGGCGACCGUCAAUUCGAUACUGACGUGCACCACAUCUCGGAAAACGGGGGAAACCACAAGCGGAAGCAUUCCGAAGAGUAGGAACAUGCGCAUAAGAGAUAGCACAUUCGCCAUCCCGCAAUUCAAACACGAUUCCUCACAUGACUUCUUUGAUUCCAAA
Aphanomyces astaci is the source of this 845-nucleotide messenger RNA. Its product is annotated as uracil phosphoribosyltransferase. Lineage: Eukaryota; Oomycota; Saprolegniomycetes; Saprolegniales; Verrucalvaceae. Gene Ontology annotation, molecular function: uracil phosphoribosyltransferase activity. The transcript is spliced from 5 exons. Gene Ontology annotation, biological process: uracil salvage. The record is from RefSeq and is a predicted model, not a curated record. The coding region runs from base 38 to 766 and encodes 242 amino acids.